Scylla paramamosain (green mud crab) is the source of this 3125-nucleotide messenger RNA. RefSeq names its product charged multivesicular body protein 2a-like (gene Vps2). The transcript has 5 exons. The coding region runs from base 130 to 798 and encodes 222 amino acids. Gene Ontology annotation, biological process: endosome transport via multivesicular body sorting pathway; late endosome to vacuole transport; protein transport. The record is from RefSeq and is a predicted model, not a curated record. Gene Ontology annotation, cellular component: ESCRT III complex; multivesicular body. Lineage: Eukaryota; Metazoa; Arthropoda; Malacostraca; Decapoda; Portunidae.
CACAAUCUGAGCCGAAAUCAACAUCCAGAAUAAAUAAUGUGACAGUGACUCACAGGACCGUGGUCGAGGGUGACGUGUUGAUUGUGUCUUGUUUUCUUACCACGUUCCCUUCCUCACAUCAGCUCCAACAUGCCGCUCGAAUGGCUCUUUGGUCGCAAGAUGACCCCCGAGGAGAUGCUGCGGAAGAACCAGCGUGCUCUCAAUAAGGCCAUGCGUGACCUGGACCGGGAGCGCAGUAAGAUGGAGCAGCAGGAGAAGAAGAUCAUUGCCGACAUCAAGAAAAUGGCCAAGAUGGGACAGAUGGAUGCUGUGAAGGUGAUGGCCAAGGACCUGGUGCGGACACGGCGGUACACCAAGAAGUUCAUUAUGAUGCGGGCUCAGAUCCAGGCGGUGUCCCUCAAGAUCACCACUCUCAAGAGCCAGAAUGCCAUGGCCCAGGCAAUGAAGGGUGUCACACGUGCCAUGAUGAACAUGAACAAGCAGCUGAAACUUCCCCAGAUCCAGCAGAUCAUGCAGGAGUUUGAAAAGCAGUCCGAGAUAAUGGACAUGAAGGAGGAAAUGAUGAACGAUGUGAUAGAUGAUGCCAUGGGUGAUGAGGAUGAUGAGGAAGAGAGUGAUGCCAUAGUCUCUCAGGUGCUGGAUGAGCUUGGCCUCCAGAUGACAGAAGGCCUGAGUGACCUGCCAUCAGCUGCUGGCACGCUGGGCACAACCACAAAUGCUGCCAAGACCCCUGUAGCAGUAGCUGAUGCUGCAGAUGAUGACAUUCAAGCCCGUCUAGACAACCUGAGGAGAGAGUGAGGGGCCUAUAAAACUCAGAGCCUCUCUUCCAGGAUACAUUGAGUGUUCUGUUGUUUGCAUUGUGAUUGCCAUCCUGCCCAGCUGUCCAGAAACUAUAUGGGUAGCCAAACAUCACUCUUCUAGUUUCUUAUGACUGCAUAAUGACUCAUGUUUCUUUCUUCCGAUGUUGCUCUCUCAAGUUGUACUUUUCUUUGUGAAAAUAUUCCACAGGAUUUGUUUGCACCAUUAUUGUUACUUCUGCAGUUGUAAUUCUGAUGAAAAAAAAAUGAAAAAAAAACACAAGAAUGAAACUGAUAGAAAGCACACAUAAGACAAAUAUGUCUUACUUCACUUCAUAAUAAUAGUAAAAUAUUUGUAAUGACUGACUUUCCUAUAGUACUGAAUGAUACACAAAAUACUGUAACAUAGUAGGAAAACAAGUAUUUCUUUCAGUAUAUGGUUUCUUAAAGUUUUGAAUUUUGGAGUGCAUUUUUUAUGAAAUUUAAGAUGGCUACACUUGAGAUGUGUGCAUAUGAAAAAUUUAUCCAGUACAGAUUUUGAGGUGGAAAUUGUUUUCACUAAAAUUCAAGCAUAAACUUAGAGAUGGAGGAGAAAAGUACAUUAGAAUAUUUAAUAUGUAUCCUUUUGUUUUCACCAGAAGAAUCUGUUAGACAGGGUUUUGUUGCUCAUUGCGGUCUACAUGUAUGUAGUCGUGAGGUGCUGUGGACUCUUGGCCAUUCCAGAGCUGCAGCAAACCCAUGAUUCAUGAUGGCAUAAUGCUUCAGUGAACAGAUGCUGACUUGCAGAUUCACCUUUCACUUGAAGUCCAAAAAUAUUAUGUAGUGGAAGAAUGUUCAAGAAAUCUAGUAUAAAGAUUUCCAUUGUAGAUCAAAACUAAACUGGCUGGGCACCUGUUGAGGGAUGUUAUUUUUUUUUGUACGAGUGGGAAGUCUGUGAGGCUCUGUUGGUCCACUGUGAUGCAUUUUAGGUCUGCAUGCAUAGUAAACAAGUGUUCUUGAUCCCAGGAUUACUGCAGGUUUUUUGGUAAGUUGGUAAAAUACGAUAUCUAUAAUAUCACGUGUGUGCAGUUUUAUAAUUUACUAAAAUACACACACUUCAAAUAGGCUCAGACUGGAAAAUCCAGAGAGGGGUGGGAAGUGCCCCAUAACCUCCAGAUUCCCAUGUCUUGGUCAGUCGAUGUGCAAUCACUAAGGCAACCUCAAAGGUGUGAAAGCUGUAUAAUACUUUUGUAUUCCAAAAAAAGAAGUAAAAAGUUAAUUUAGGAAGGUAGUGAGUGCUACAAGCGAGCAGUUCAGAUAUUGCAGUCUGCUGAUUCCAAGAAUACUAUACAGUAUAUACAUACAAGUACAUAUAAUACAUAGCUGUUAAAUUAAAAGAAAGUAAUAUUAUCAAGCUGACUUGAUUAAUGUGUGAUUAAUUUAAAUUCUUUAGUUACUUUGUGCUGAUUUUUAUAUAUGUGAUAGUGUGUGUGUGUGUGUGUGUGAGAGAGAGAGAGAGAGAGAGAGAGUGUGUGUGUGUGUGUGUAACAUUAAAAUUUGGUGGGGAGAAAUGAAAGGUCACAUCAUUCAUGUUUGUUUUACUUUCACUUUAUAGUUAUUCUUUUUAUGGAAACCUAAAAUUGUAUAAAGGGAAAGAGCCAGGAUUCUUUCAGACCAGUGACUAGAUGUACAGAGGCUAGAGGCUAGCGUCACCUCCAGCACUUUUGAGUAUUUGUUUUAUGGAGGAUUACAUAAGGAUGAUAGUUUUGGGUGUAGCCAUGAUUGUGCCUUUAUUUAAGAAACUUGCCUGCUGGUGCUUUAAGGCAUAGAAGAUUGUAUUUCAUGACUCAAACAGUUUCAUGUAAUCUUGUGUAUUUCUCCAUUAUGAAAAUUAUCUCAACGUACUGUGAACAUUUAAUAUGAUUCCUGGUUUGAUAUUUACGGAAGCAGUGUUAACAUAUGUCAGUAGUGCAAAUAAUUUUUUUCUUAAUUUCUUUUUACAUUGAGAUGAUUUUUAAUGAACUCUACAAUAGCAUCAUAAGAUAUCCGAGGCAUUUGUGUGUUCAUGUGUUGUAGAUAGAAUUGGGUGGCCGCACGUUUAGUAGCCUUGCUCUUCCUCAUAGACUAUAGAAGCAAAGGCAUCCAGCAGCCCAAAUGGUGGAUGCCCUCUGCUGUGAGGUAUGUUGUGCUGGUGUGCAGUAGUGAAGCACCAGAAUGUCAUGUCAGAGGUACUUACAUGGUAUGCUACAGACUUCUUGUAGAGUCAGUACAAUAACAUGAUUUCUGUACAUUUUGUUAGUGAUGAAAAUUAAUAUAUCAUUUGAAGUUUACGAAUAAAAGUUACUUAAA